AGCUGAGCCUUUCGCCUCGAAUCGGGGGUUUCCAAGGGUUCAGAGCCAAGAGGCCUGGGUGUACCAAGCAUGGGUCUCACCGUGACUCUGCCAGCGAAAGAGCAGGCAGAGCUCGGCUCAAAGUUUGUCACGAUCGCAUGCUGUGGGGACUCGCACACACGCGGCGGGUAUCCACAGGAGCUGCAAAAAGCAUUGCAAAGAGCAGAGAGUAGCACGACGUGGAAAGUUCUGGACUUUGGUGCCUGCGGCGCCACAGCGAGCAAAACUCCACGAGCGUAUGCCAAGUCGCCGGUCUUCAAGCAAGCCUUGGCGAUCCAAGCCGAUGUGCUAACACUGCUCUUGGGAACCAAUGAUGCGCACAAGGUGUUCUGGAGCGAGAGUGACUUUGUCGAGAACAUGACGAACUUGGUGAAGCAGAUCCAAGAGAAUGGUGCUGCCAGGGGGCGAGCACCCAGCAUUUUUCUUGGAGUCCCUCCACCGCUGUAUCAUAAAGGGCACUUCAUGGCCUCGCUGUUGAGGCAGAAUGUGAUCAAUCGAGAGCUUCCUAGGAUAAUUCCCCAGUUGGCUGAAGAGCUUGGGGUGGGUAGCUUUGAUGCCUUCUCCGCACUUGGAGGUCCCAAGCUGCAGAUGCCCAAUUCCAUGUCGCCAGAUGGAGUACACCUCAAUCAGGUGGGUAGACGACUGCUAGCAGAAAAGCUUGCUGAGCAGGUCUUGAUCCACCAGGGCUUGCUCAGUCCAGAAGAGGCGCCCGACUCGCCCAUGUCCUGCUCCAGCGAGUCGACCAUGGAACACUCUCCGCCGGCAAGACGGCGCCGAAUGACUUGCAACCACUCAGUGACGCGGUCGCGUGCUGUGCGCCAGACUUGCUGAAAGUCUGACAAUCUCUGGCCAAAGCUACUAGGAACAAGUGCAUCGCUACUAGAAACAAGUGCCUUACUAGUAGUAACAAGAAGCUACUAGAAACAAGUGC
This is a messenger RNA of Durusdinium trenchii, 970 nucleotides long. Lineage: Eukaryota; Dinophyceae; Suessiales; Symbiodiniaceae. The record is from the annotation of a GenBank genome assembly.